AUGGCUCUGACAUCCGCGGCCGGUUUGGUCUCGUUGCUGGACGACAAGGGAACAGAUGUCAAGGCUUUUGCUUUGAAACGCUUGAAUGAGCUAGUUGACCAAUUUUGGGCUGAAAUCUCCGAAUCUGUUAAUAAGAUUGAGAUAUUGCACGAGGAUUCCACUUUUCCACAUAACAAAUUGGCUGCUCUUUUGGCUUCGAAAGUCUAUUAUCAUCUGGCAGAAUAUGAGGAUGCAUUACAUUUCGCUUUGUGCGCUGAGGAGCUUUUUGACACAAAUGCCUCCUCCGAAUUUGUGGAAACUAUCAUAUCAAAGUGCAUUGAUAAAUACACUGAGCUACGCGUAGCUCAAGAUUUGGCUGCGGAUGGUUUGACUGGCACUUUAUCGCGUCAAGAUUCCACCGGGGAUCGAACAUGGGCUGCGAACAGUGCGACUUAUAAGCGCCUCGAAUUGGUGGUCGAUAAAAUGUUCGAUCGUUGUUUUGAACAUAAGCAGUACAAACAAGCUCUGGGGAUUGCGAUAGAAACCCGCAGGUAA
This is a messenger RNA of Echinostoma caproni, 534 nucleotides long. The record is from the annotation of a GenBank genome assembly. NCBI's taxonomy places the organism in Eukaryota, Metazoa, Platyhelminthes, Trematoda, Plagiorchiida, Echinostomatidae.